AAUUUAGCGCCGUUUACUCUCUUUUACGCGUACCAGCAUACUUUUACGAUCUCCAUCCUCCGUCUCAACAUUUUUCAAUAUGAUUUCCACCCUCAUGAAUGUUACCGCCCGCGUCGCUCUCUCCAGCCUCCUUACCACAACUUUCUUCAAACGGAUGGUCAUCGACCAUACCGUUGAGGUCCUGUCAAAGGCGGAGAAGGUUUCCGCUGGCCUCGUCGCAUACACCGUCUGCUCGUCGUCAAUCAUGCUCGUUCUAGCAUCCGACACAGUAGCUAAGAAGUUCCUCUGCGACGACGCCAGGUAUCUACCCACUCCGAAGGACGACGCCGCCGACCCCAAUAAUCCGCUCUCUGACAACAUCUCCACCCCCGCUACGCCUCAGCGCGCCGAAAUUUAUUGCCUGCCAUCUCCUUCAUUGCGUUUAAUCGAAUCAACGGACACAAUAGCCGUCUCAAUCACGUGUUCUACCACUUGCAUCAGUCUCACUUCGCCGAACCUCUCUUGCAAAUCCCUGUCUAUCACUGAUACAAACGCUACUACCGUCUUCUCGGACGAUGCUCCAGACGCCAGCGACUGUGAGUCGUUUGGUGACGAUAGCACUUUCUACGAGGACGAUUUUUCUGACCCAGAACAGACUACUCUCGACACCCUAGUUGCCAAAAUGCAAGCUCUGACACUCGACGAUUCCCCUCGUCUACCCACGCUUCAUCCGCUCAUUCUAGUCGCCAACCGCCAGUCAGCAUCUACGUCUCCUUCGAGUCUGCCUGAACCCGCCAACUCCACGGAUGCACUAAUUCAAAGUAUGAAUCUCUCCGAUAGUCCGCCUGACGUCCCUCUUCCUGACUCGGACGACGCCAUGGACGCCUUGAGUCGAAGUAUUGAGACACUUUCUCUCUCCGAUCCUCUGCCUUCCACCCCUAAAUUGGAGCCCCCGAUUCUGGUUACGAAGCGCGCUGCAGCUCAACUCAAAUGGCUCCCUCCUACUAGUAUUCCGCCUCCGCAGCCUACGAUCAAAUCAACACGCGAAAUCACGGCCUCUUUACCUGUCCCCUACGACCUAGAGCUUUACCGCCCAAAAGGUUUGAGGUCGCCGCCACUUACUACGCACUCGCACACACACCUACGCAUCACACACUGCCGCCGAUGGUCCCCUACGACUCAUCCGGACGACGCACCAUACCACAUGAGCUCCUUCAACACGGUCCACCACGACCCAAACCUUCACCGCCUUCGAAGUCGAAGCUCAAUUCCAGUCUACGCACCCACCACGCCGCGGGUCUUCAACGCCAGCCUAGGUCCCCUACGACCCAAUUCCGGUGGUGCACUAAACGGCCUCCUUCAUGGUCCCUUGCGACCUGAAGUUAGAUUCAACGACCGACGCCCACCGUCACGCACUCGUCUAUCAAACCGAAUCGCUUUUCGGUUCGUUCUCCCCAUAGAGGUAUUCUUGAUUUGUUUUUUCCUUGACUGUAUGAGACGAACAUUGAACUUAUCUCUGGCAUGUUUCUUUUUUCUUCUUUUUUCCUUCCGCACCAAGACACAUCUUUGAUUUGUUUUCUCCCUUAUACGAGACAGACAUUGGACUCAUC
Molecule: messenger RNA, 1589 nt
Organism: Suillus paluster
Lineage: Eukaryota; Fungi; Basidiomycota; Agaricomycetes; Boletales; Suillaceae
Exons: 2
Coding region: 80-1549 (489 amino acids)
Source: RefSeq, a predicted model, not a curated record